Messenger RNA from Alternaria triticimaculans, 861 nucleotides. RefSeq lists its product as uncharacterized. NCBI's taxonomy places the organism in Eukaryota, Fungi, Ascomycota, Dothideomycetes, Pleosporales, Pleosporaceae. The transcript has 3 exons. The record is from RefSeq and is a predicted model, not a curated record. The coding region runs from base 1 to 861 and encodes 286 amino acids.
AUGGCGCUGUCCUUGUUGCCGAAUGCGAAAGCUGCGGCUGGAUCUUCAAAGGGCAGUAAGGAGAAGAGCACACCCGGUGCGCGACCUGCACACGGGGCGCCACGCAGUCGUAACGGUCAGACGAAGAAUCGUCCACUGCCUAAGAAAGCAGCGCCGUCCGUGGUGCCGAAGGGAAAGAAGACCGCUGGCUUCCGGACUAAUGGCCAGCUUCGUAUCACGCCGACCUCUCUGAAGUCGCGAGUAACUCUCGAUAAUCUUGCUGAGGGUACGCAAGCCGCGCCCAUCUGCAUCGACGACGAUGGCGAUGAUGACAUCGGGGUCGCCCAGCAUCAAAAGAGCUCGGUUUCGGUCAACAACGACGCAAAGAGUCAACAAAGUCUCGUAAGAGCGUUUACGCCUCUCUCCAUGAUCGAUCAAAAUCGCGAAACCGAAGUUCCGUCUCUUCCCACAUCUACACCCGAAGGCGCCGAGCUGAAUGAAGACGUGCCUUCCGGCGCUUCGCGCGGCAGCAGCCCCAUCGAGAUUACCAGCGAAGAUGACGAGCAAGCUUCGGACACGGAGCCUUCUUCCCCCAUCGAUAGGUAUAAGUCUCCGCGGAGAAAGUGCUUGGUCAAACUAGGGCGCUACAGGGCUUUUCGCACAGGUCUGUACACGUUGUUCGCGACUACGAAACCGAAGGCGCGACAGAUACCGUUCGACAAAGUCCUCAGAGUCAUCAACAACACCCUUUCAGUCGAGAAGCAGUUCUCUCCUCUGGAAGCAAAGCAGGUCCUCAAAUAUAUGAGGGAGAAAUUGUUCGACUCGCUGUGCGCCGAUCGGGUAGUGGACGUGAACCUGGAGGGGAUCAAGUUGUAUGCGUAA